Physella acuta is the source of this 1008-nucleotide messenger RNA. Its product is annotated as FMRFamide receptor-like. Gene Ontology annotation, biological process: G protein-coupled receptor signaling pathway. Gene Ontology annotation, cellular component: plasma membrane. The record is from RefSeq and is a predicted model, not a curated record. Gene Ontology annotation, molecular function: G protein-coupled receptor activity. Lineage: Eukaryota; Metazoa; Mollusca; Gastropoda; Physidae.
AUGUCCGUCAAACUAAACAGUGACGUUCAGACGUCCAUCUGGUCAAGCAUCAGUGCCUGGGACAUCUGGCUCUACAAGAUCAUCGUCCAAUGCGCCGUCGUCUUGCUGCUGGGUGUCUUCGGCAUCUUCGGCAACAUCAUCACCAUCAUCAUCUUGUCUAAACACGGACUCAACAAGACGACCAACAUCUUUCUCCUCUCGUUGUCAUUCUGCGAUUGUUUAAAUUCAACGUUGAGUUUUAUUAAAUCGAUGAAAUACAUAAUUUCUCUUGUUGGCCCGCUAGUCGAGUAUUAUUAUACAAUAGUUGAAGCUUUAGCCUUUCAGGCGUCAGAUAUAUCCACCAUGUUAAGCAUCCUUCACGUCACUGCCAUCUCCAUUGAAAGAAUGGUCGCCGUGUCGUUCCCAUUUCAGGUGUCAAAAAUUUUCACAGCUUUUCGAGUUCGCUGGGUGCUUGUGUUUUUAUACGUGUACACGUUUGCUUCCUACAUUCCAGCGUUCUGUUUCCAAUCCCUGUCUUAUAAAUUCAGCGCUAAAUUCAAUUCAACUGUUCUAAAAUGGACGUACUCUGAUGUCAUGUUAAGUCACGGACAAGACUUCCGGAUUUAUUUAGCCAUCUACCUCGUCACGGCUCUCAUCGUUUUUCCCCUAACCGUCACCAUCAUCAGCACUUUCAUCAUCAUCCUCCACGUACAGUUCCUCAAGUCUAAAACGUUAUCCAAGAAAGCGUCCACGAAAAUCAAAGACAGAAAGAUCGUCCGGAUGUUGCUGGUGCACUGUUUCCUGGCGAUGCUGGUGUUCAUUCCAAGUUCCAUCAUAGACAUGUGUGGGCUGUACUUUGACUUAACCAACACCCUCUACCUGUACCAAUUGCUGACCUACAUCACCCCGGCACUGUACCAGCUGAACGCCUCAAUCAACUUUGUCAUCUACAUCACCAUGAGCUCCAAGUUCGCCAAUACGUACAGGUCACUGUUUAAACUAUCAGAGAAACAUUCCAAACUUUUAUAA